AUGAAGAGCUUCAUCUUGAAAACAGCUUUUCUUCUCUGUAGCCUCAACUGGGUCUCUGUCUCAGUUUCUGAGUCUGAGACUGUGGAGGUCCAGCCUGGUGAAGAAGCCACACUGCUGUGCUCCAACAUGUCAACAAAUCCAACUACGACAGAGUGGAUCAGAGUGGUCAACCAAACCAAAGUCAGCUGCAUUUCCUCUAUGUAUGGGUCUAAUGGGAAUCCUAAAUUCUGUGAUGGAUUCAAAAAUGGGAAAUUCAAAAUGAGUUCCAACAUCUCUGCUGUCUUUCUUAAAAUCGCAAAAGUGGAUUUAUUAGACUCUGGACUGUAUUUGUGUGGAUUUUACUUGGAUGGACACACACGACUUAAAGGAAUAUACUUAAAUGUUCAAGAAGAGUCUGAUGAAAAUACAAGGCUGAUGAGUGUGAUCCUGGGUGGUCUGGCUGUUUUCCUUCUAAUGGUCAUCAUCGGUCUGGUUGUUAAAAUCAUGAACUUUCAGACAAGUACUGCCAUUAAUGAAGAAGGGCAUCCACCAAAAAAUGAGAACUUUGAUGACCUCAAAGAUGGAGCAUUGAGAUUGUAUUUGCCAACAAUAAGAAGGAGGCCUGCAUCACAGAGGGAAGUGGAGACUCAGGUUAUUUAUGCUGCCAGCAGAUAG
Molecule: messenger RNA, 654 nt
Organism: Scomber japonicus (chub mackerel)
Lineage: Eukaryota; Metazoa; Chordata; Actinopteri; Scombriformes; Scombridae
Exons: 5
Coding region: 1-654 (217 amino acids)
Biological process (GO): response to bacterium
Source: RefSeq, a predicted model, not a curated record